ACAUGAUUCGCGAAUCAGACACUUCCUGAAGCUGACACUUCCUGUAGCACCGCCUUAAACAAAACAAGCAACUUUCCAUAGAACCCAGAAAGAAGGCCGUUGUGAAGACAAUCUACUACAGCGGACAUAUACAAUACUUGUUUAUUAAUCACCCGUCUAUAAUCGAGAGAGAGUGUGUUUUCAUAAAAGCUCUGAGGCUGUGAGCUGGGAAUUACAGCUAUGAUGGCGUCCAGCUACAGCGCAAAGGAGGAAGACGGUCAUCACUCCGGACCCGCGGGGCUCGGCGGAGCCGCCAUCCGGACUCGAAAGCCCGACAACACGGCCUUCAAACAGCAGCGGCUACCGGCCUGGCAGCCCAUCCUGACCGCGGGGACCGUGCUGCCCGCCUUCUUCAUCAUCGGCCUCAUCUUCAUCCCAAUAGGAAUCGGCCUCUACGUGACAUCCAACAACAUCAAAGAGUUCGAGAUUGAUUAUACCGGGACUGACAUGUCCAGCCCGUGUUUUAACUGCUCCCAAAGCUUCAGCUGGAACAGCACGACUCCAUGCAAAUGUGUCCUGUUCUUCUCUCUAGACCAGCCUUUCGAAAGUAAUGUUUUCAUGUACUAUGGCCUCUCAAAUUUCUACCAAAACCAUCGGCGGUAUGUGAAGUCCAGAGAUGACAGCCAGCUUAAUGGAGACCAGCGCUCACUUAAGGAGCCAAGCAAAGAAUGUGAGCCGUACCGCACUAAUGAAAACAAGCCUAUAGCCCCGUGUGGAGCCAUUGCUAACAGCAUGUUUAAUGACACACUGGAUUUGUUUUACAUUGAUCCCAAUGGAACAAAAACACAAAUUCUAUUGAUCAAAAAAGGGAUUGCAUGGUGGACGGACAAACAUGUGAAGUUCAGGAACCCUGGUGGAAGCAACCCAAAUCUUACUGCUGCUUUUAUAGAGACAGCGAAGCCGGUCAACUGGCACAAGCCUGUUUAUGAGCUGGACAUUGACUCAGAAAACAACGGCUUCAUAAAUGAGGAUUUCAUCGUGUGGAUGCGCACAGCUGCUCUCCCCACCUUCAGAAAGCUCUACCGCAUUAUUCAGAAGAAGAACAACAUGACACCCACGCUUCCCAGAGGCAGCUACAGCCUGGAAGUCACCUACAACUACCCCGUGCGCAGCUUCGAGGGCCGGAAGCGAAUGAUCCUCAGCACCAUCUCCUGGAUGGGAGGGAAAAACCCCUUCCUGGGCAUCGCCUACAUAACCGUGGGCUCCAUCUGCUUCUUCCUCGGCGUGGUGCUCCUCUUCAUUCAUCACAAAUACGGAAACCGCAACAACAGCUCUGAUGUUCCCAGUUAAGCUUGUCGAGGGCAUGUGAUCUGGGUUUGAGUAGCAUGCUUCGAUUGGCGUUUUAAAGGUGCAAGAGCAUUUGACCACUUGAUGUUCUGUUUAUUUAUUACUCAAGAUGUUGUCCACUUCAAAGUUGUAUUUUUGAAUUUGUAUUUUUUUCUGAUGAUGGUUGAUGGUUCAUUUCAAGCAUGUUUUGGCCGUCGAUAUGCACAUAUGUCUGAGGUUAGUGUGAUAUUAUAAC
Messenger RNA from Sinocyclocheilus anshuiensis, 1561 nucleotides. RefSeq names its product cell cycle control protein 50A-like. The transcript is spliced from 7 exons. Lineage: Eukaryota; Metazoa; Chordata; Actinopteri; Cypriniformes; Cyprinidae. The coding region runs from base 220 to 1329 and encodes 369 amino acids. Gene Ontology annotation, biological process: phospholipid translocation. The record is from RefSeq and is a predicted model, not a curated record. Gene Ontology annotation, cellular component: endoplasmic reticulum; Golgi apparatus; plasma membrane.